Messenger RNA from Elaeis guineensis (African oil palm), 2095 nucleotides. The record is from RefSeq and is a predicted model, not a curated record. Lineage: Eukaryota; Viridiplantae; Streptophyta; Magnoliopsida; Arecales; Arecaceae.
UAAGGGGGCGCUCUUCUCUUUCUUCUUGUUCUUUCAUUUCUCCUUCCCCCUACUCCCUCUCUCUACCCCCGUUUGCCUGUGGCCGCCGCACACAUCAAAACCAAAAACCCGUGUUGGUCUCCUCUCUUCUUCACGCUCUCCCGUUCUCAUCUCUCAGAGGGUUAGGGUUAGUUGUCUUCUUCCUUUCUCGGUGUUUUCUUUCAUGAUUUCUUGAUCCUUUUUAUGAAUUUUCGUUUUGUUUCUUUUCCUUUGGGGGGAAAUAUUUUCCGGCGAAUUGAUCCUUGGUUGCAGCAGGUGGAGUUAAUGGGUUGGAAUUUGCUUGGUUUACGAUAGAGUGGUACUGGAGGCGGAGAGGAUGAUGAGGACAUUCCGGGAAUCCCUUGAUUUCUUUCCUGGCUAAUCAGCUUAGCUUUCUUGAUUUCUGAGAUAGAAUUUGCUUGCUUUGUUCCGAUCUGAUCGAGUGGUUCAGAAAAGAGGAGUAGAAUUUGUAGGAUGGGUUAUUUGAAUUCUAUUGCUGGAAUUCAGGCGGAUGGCUCUCCCGUCAGUGGUGGUGGACUCAGUUACUGCUGCUGCUGCUGCUGCAUGUUAGCCCUCUCAUGUUCUUUUUUGGAAGUUUUUGGUUUAUUUCUGAGUUUUUUACUCACUGAAAGGCUAAAUAAAAUUCUAGGAGUUGAUCUCCGUCUGCAAAGCGGCAUUUACAAGAACAUGAAGUGAUGGUUAAGAUAUUAUCGGGUAUAUUUACAAGGCAACAGAAAUUUCUUCUUAUGAUGAUAAAAAUCCUGGAGCCAUCUCUAUACCAGGAAAAAAGCAAAGGAAGGAGAGAAAUGUUUAAACUUGACUAUAGGUAUUAUGAGACGGAUUACUUAGAUUUUGGAUCUUAUUGACAGCUUGCACGGUUGCAUCAAAUAUAAAAUAUCUCUCAGAAUGGGAAGUUUAGCUAUGGAUAUGCAAGCUUUCCAGGGAAAAGGGCUUCUAUGGAAGACUUCUACGAGACCAGAAUUGAUGGUGUUGAUGGAGAAAUUGUCGGCUUGUUUGGAGUGUUUGAUGGCCAUGGUGGUGCUCGAGCAGCAGAGUAUGUUAAACAAAAUCUCUUCAGCAAUUUGAUCAGGCACCCCAAGUUUAUUUCUGAUACCAAGUUGGCUAUAGCUGAUGCAUACAACCACACAGACUCAGAGUUUCUAAAAUCUGAGAAUAAUCAAAACCGAGAUGCAGGGUCAACUGCUUCAACUGCUGUCCUUGUUGGGGACCGGCUGCUAGUUGCAAAUGUUGGUGACUCCAGGGCUGUAAUAUGUAGGGGAGGGAAUGCUAUAGCUGUCUCAAGGGAUCAUAAGCCUGACCAAACAGAUGAGCGACAACGGAUUGAGGACGCGGGAGGGUUUGUUAUGUGGGCCGGGACGUGGCGUGUUGGUGGUGUGCUUGCCGUUUCCCGUGCUUUUGGUGAUAGGCUUCUGAAGCAGUAUGUUGUUGCUGACCCUGAGAUUCAGGAGGAGGUGGUGGAUGGCUCUCUCGAAUUUCUCAUCCUUGCAAGUGAUGGGCUCUGGGAUGUCGUUUCAAAUGAGGAGGCUGUUGCCAUGAUCAAGGCCAUGGAGGACCCGGAGCAGGCAGCAAAGAGACUUCUGGACGAGGCUUACCAAAGAGGAAGCGCUGACAAUAUUACUUGUGUUGUCGUGCGUUUCUUAGGCUGCCAUGAUAAGGAUGUUCCACUAGAGCAGCGGUAGCUUUCUGUUUGCCUGCGAAAAGCUCGACGCUGCUGCAAUGUCGUCAUCUCAUCUUUGUUGGCUUUUAAUCAGACGUUGCUGAAUCUCCUGGUAUGUAACCUGAUCAAAUUGCGUGGGAGCGGAUUAGUCGUGUUGCAUGGACCUGUAAAGCCUAAAAAUUUGUUUAACUGUAGUCUUGAGUUAAAUGUUUGGAUGCAUGCGAAGAUCUCACAGAUGUGUUGUUAAAUCAAAUCUUUAAAUGUUGUGAUCCUUUAAAAUGUGGCCUAGCAUUGGGUUUGUUAUGGCAACUGGUAUAGCUAGGCCAUAAUUUGUAGCUUCUUUGCUUACCAAGUACAAAGCCGCUGUAGUUGAUAAAUUCCUACCGGUUUCACGCCCAA